This is a messenger RNA of Passer domesticus (house sparrow), 22116 nucleotides long. Its product is annotated as ras GTPase-activating protein 1-like. The transcript is spliced from 26 exons. Gene Ontology annotation, molecular function: protein binding. Gene Ontology annotation, biological process: regulation of GTPase activity. The record is from RefSeq and is a predicted model, not a curated record. NCBI's taxonomy places the organism in Eukaryota, Metazoa, Chordata, Aves, Passeriformes, Passeridae. Bases 245 to 3307 code for a protein of 1020 amino acids.
CCCCUUGCGGCUGCAGGGGGGUAAAGCAUUAGUGCUGGGGUCUUGAGGAAUUACUCUAGGCACUCAGACGGUUAUUGUUCAGAGCCUGUCUGCUAGAGAAAUCUUCUCCUAGUGCUAGCUCCACUCCCAGCAGGCGGAGGCGCGGGGAGUAGGAAGUCGUCGCGGGGAGUAGGAAGUCGUCGCCACCUCCCCGGAGUGCUGCGUUCGGCGGGGGAGGUGGAGGUAGGAGGGAGUGAGGCUCAACAUGAUGGCGGCUGAGGCUGGGGUUGAGGAGGGCGGCUCGGUUACUGCUGCUGGGAUGGUGGGAGCUAUUGGCGGAGCUGAGUCGGAGCACUACCCCACGUUAUGCCGGGGCAAGGAGCUGGGGUCGCAGGGCCCCUUCCUGGCUGGCUCUGGCGGGAACAGCCUGGGCCCUGGCGGUGCGGCGUUGUGCUCGGCGCUGGGGCUCCUGGCGUUAAGCUCUGGGCCUGCCUCUCUGGCGUCAAGAGACGCACUGUCAGCAACUGGACAAAGGCCGGAGGUGUCCGGAGAGGUGCUGCUCCCACCCAAACCCAGCACUGUCGCCUUUCCCCCGCUGCCGCCGCCGCCACAGCCACCUUCCUUGGCGGGGGGGCUGGGGAUUGUGGAUGAAGGCGACUCGUUGGAUGGGCCCGAGUAUGAAGAGGAGGAGGUGGCCAUUCCGCUCAACGCUCCCCCCACAAACCAGUGGUAUCAUGGAAAACUCGACAGAACAAUUGCAGAAGAACGUCUUUGGCAAGCAGAAAAACCUGGAAGCUACCUUAUUCGAGAGAGCGAUCGGAGACCGGGUUCAUUUGUGCUUUCAUUCCUAAGUAAAACAAGUGUCAAUCAUUUUAGGAUUAUUGCCAUGUGUGGAGAUUAUUACAUUGGUGGACGUCGCUUUGCUUCACUCUCAGACCUAAUUGGGUAUUACAGUCAUGUGUCUUGUUUGCUGAAGGGGGAAAAACUAUUCUUUCCAGUAGCACCUCCAGAGCCUGUGGAAGAUAGAAGGAGAGUUCGAGCAAUUCUACCUUACACCAAAGUGCCAGAAACGGAUGAAAUAAGUUUCCUUAAAGGAGAUAUGUUUAUUGUGCAUAAUGAAUUGGAAGAUGGCUGGAUGUGGGUUACAAACCUACGGACAGAUGAACAAGGUCUUAUAGUAGAAGACCUGGUAGAAGAAGUGGGAAGAGAAGAAGAUCCACAUGAAGGCAAAAUAUGGUUCCAUGGGAAGAUCUCCAAACAAGACGCUUACAAUUUGCUGAUGACAGUUGGUCAGGUGUGCAGUUUUCUUGUGAGGCCUUCAGAUAAUACACCUGGUGAUUAUUCACUUUAUUUUCGGACCAGUGAAAAUAUUCAGCGUUUUAAAAUAUGUCCAACAUCAAGCAAUCAGUUUAUGAUGGGAGGCAGAUAUUAUAAUAGUAUUGCAGAGAUCAUUGAACAUUAUAGAAAAGAACAGAUUGUUGAAGGAUACUACCUUAAAGAUCCUGUUCCAAUGCAGCAUCAAGAACAAGUGUUUAAUGAUACAGUCGAUGGAAAAGAAAUCUACAAUACAAUUCGUCGCAAAACAAAGGAUGCUUUUUAUAAAAAUAUUGUCAAAAAAGGAUAUCUUCUAAAAAAAAGUAAAGGGAAGAGAUGGAAAAACUUGUACUUUAUAUUGGAGGGAAAUGAUGCCCAGCUUAUUUAUUUUGAAAGUGAAAAACGAGCCACAAAACCUAAAGGAUUAAUAGACCUUAGUGUGUGUUCGGUCUAUGGAGUACACGACAGUUUAUUUGGCAGGCCGAACUGUUUUCAGAUAGUAGUUCAGCACUUCAGUGAAGAGCAUUACAUCUUUUACUUUGCAGGAGAAACUCAAGAACAAGUGCAGGACUGGAUGAAGGCUCUGCAGAUGUUUUGCAAUUUAAGGAAAAACAGUCCAGGGACAUCAAAUAAACGUCUACGUCAGGUCAGCAGUCUUAUCUUGCAUGUAGAAGAAGCUCAUACACUCCCAGUAAAACAUUUUACUAAUCCAUAUUGUAACAUCUACCUGAACAGUGUCCAGGUAGCAAAAACACAUAUCAGGGAAGGUCAGAACCCUGUAUGGUCAGAAGAAUUUGUCUUUGAUGAUCUUUCGUCUGAUAUUAAUAGAUUUGAGAUAAGUCUUAGUAACAAAACAAAGAAAAGUAAAGAUCCAGAUAUAUUGUUUAUGCGUUGCCAAUUAAGCCGAUUACAGAAAGGACAUGCAACAGACGAGUGGUUUCAACUCAGUUCCCAUAUACCACUGAAAGGUAUUGAGCCAGGAUCUUUGCGUGUUCGAGCACGAUAUUCUAUGGAGAAGAUCAUGCCAGAAGAGGAGUACAGUGAGUUUAAAGAGCUCAUACUCCAGAAAGAGAUGCAUGUAGUCUAUGCCUUAUCACAUGUUUGUGGCCAGGAUAGAACAUUGUUGGCUGGAAUUUUAUUGAAGAUAUUUCUUCAUGAAAAGCUUGAGUCACUGUUGUUACGAACACUAAAUGACAGGGAAAUAAGCAUGGAAGAUGAAGCUACUACUUUGUUUCGUGCCACCACUUUAGCAAGUACACUUAUGGAGCAAUAUAUGAAAGCCACAGCAACACGUUUUGUUCAUCAUGCACUAAAAGACAGUAUAUUAAAGAUAAUGGAGAGCAAGCAGUCCUGUGAGUUAAAUCCUUCGAAGUUAGAAAAAAAUGAAGAUGUAAACACUAAUUUGGCACAUCUACUCAGUAUACUUUCAGAAUUGGUGGAGAAAAUAUUCAUGGCUGCAGAGAUACUGCCUCCGACAUUGAGAUAUAUUUAUGGAUGCUUGCAGAAGUCUGUUCAAAACAAGUGGCCAGCUAAUACGACAAUGAGAACAAGAGUUGUUAGUGGCUUUGUUUUUCUUCGACUGAUUUGUCCUGCUAUCCUGAAUCCAAGGAUGUUUAAUAUCAUCUCAGAUUCUCCUUCCCCUACUGCUGCAAGAACACUGACGCUGGUUGCCAAGUCUGUGCAGAAUUUAGCAAAUCUGGUUGAAUUUGGAGCUAAGGAGCCAUAUAUGGAGGGGGUAAAUCCAUUCAUCAAGAGCAACAAACAUCGCAUGAUCAUGUUUUUAGAUGAACUUGGGAAUGUUCCUGAGCUUCCAGACACUACAAAUUACUCUAGAACUGACUUAUCUCGUUAUCUGGCAGCCUUGCAUGAGAUGUGUGUGGCUCAUUCAGAUGAACUUCGGACACUUAGCAAUGAGCGAGGUGUAAUGCAGCACGUUCUUAAGAAGCUGUUGGCUAUUACAGAACUGCUUCAACAAAAACAACAUCAAUAUUCACUGUCUAAUAACAUCAGGUAGCAGCCUUCUACUUGAAUUCUGCAUGGAUCCAGCAUGUCUAACAUGGCAACUUACACAGGUAUCACUUUUUUUGCUCUUGCCAAAAAUUGCACACCCUGUCACAUUCCCAGUGAUGUGUGAAAUAUGCAAAAAAGUAAACAAAGAUUCUGUUAGCAAAUGAUUGAACCAGCAGCUCUUUAAGCUAUCUGUGCAGGAUAUUUGCACUUUUUUUCCACUUGGAACCAGUUUUUACAGCCUCUGAGCCUUGGUGUACAGUUUACCUUUUGCAAAGAAAAUGCUAUGACUGUAGUGAACUUUGAUAAUUAUUUUGAAAACCUGUGUCCUGGGGUGACUUUAUGAUGCUUGUAUCCCCAUUGGUCUGUUUAGCCCAGAAAUAAGUUUCGCACCUUUAAGACUGGUUCUGAGAGGGAAGGGGGAAACAGAGAAGAAGCGUGCAGUUUGUUUUCAGAAAUUGCACUCAUUCCUCCACAUUCCUGCUUCUGGACUGUGUUGCCUACAGACGGACAGACAGCGGGACAGAGCUCUCUUUUGCUUUUUAGUUAGUUUUUAGCUAGCUGAGGCAGAGAAGUUCCCUAGACUCUAGUUUUUAUUUUUCUUGGAACUGUUUAAACCUGCUCUGGACUGAACACCCAGAAGAGCACCGUCAGCUCACACCUGUGGCCCCCCCGGGGCCUGGCCUGGGCUGCAGCAUUUCCAGCACCGGAGGGACCGAUAACAGACUGAACGAGCUGAGCUACAGCCCAUGAAGGGGAUUUCCUGAGUUUGUCAUCUCUUCAGAGCGGCAAGAGGUUUUAUUGUUUAAUAUUAUUCUCUAUUUUUUCUUCCUUUUUUUUUGUGCUGGUGAAUGCUUUGCUUGUCAAAUAAACAGAUUUUUCCACUUUUCUCCAAGGAAAUCUUUUCCCAAUCCAGUUGGGGGAGGGGCCACUUGAAUUUGCUUUCUAAAGGAACCCCUUUGCAGGUUUUCUCCCAGAUUUGUCCUAAACCAGGACAACCUGCAAAUGCCAAAGUUUUUCUGUCUUGUUGGAAAAGAAUUACCAACUGACAUGGAAAGAUAUGCAUUGUUUUGACAGCUACAUGUAACUGCAUAACAUUUCUUAGUGUAAUUUCUGAGUGGUUACAAUUAUAAUUUUGACAUUUUCAACCACUUAAACAUGUAUUUACAAUUUCCAGAUUUUGAUGGUUAUGGUAAAAACAAUCUUUCCUGUAUACUUUUUAUACCAUGCUGUUUUUCUUGCUGGAAUCGUGUCAAAAGAAUAUGCAGAACGGAUCUUGUCAGCUUUAUUCUUAAUGUACCACAGAUUCAGUCUAAAUAAUUCUUCCAUCAAGGAUUGUGUAUCCAUCCAAGUAAAUCACAAUGCUUUUGUAAAAUGUUUACAAAAGUGAACAAUUAGAAUUUUGUAAAUUCAUUAUCACUCUGUCAGACAUGCAUGCAUCCAUUACACCAUUUUAUAACAUAUGUUGGUUGGGCUUGUGUGUAAUGUAAGGCUACCAUGAAUGUUAUUUUUAAACUUGAAAAAUAAGUUUUAAAAUAAUCAAGCUGCCAAUAGACUCUCCAUAGAAACUAUGUUUGUGUUCAAGUAAUAGAACACUGUAAAAAUGAAAUUUGGAUAACAGAUAUGGUUGGCUAUUUAUCUACUGCAUAUAAAAUGCAUUGAUAAAACUGACUGUAGGUAAAGUUGCAUUUUGGUAUAUGUUGUAGUUUGACAUUGGCCCAAUGCAAGGCACCCAUGAGAGUCACUCGCUCACCAUCCUCUGCUACAGCUGGGCAGUGGAGAAGGGGAAAAAAAAUUUACAAAUGGAUCAUGAGUGAGAUAAGGACUGGGAGAAAAAAAUUCAAGGGCAAAACAGGCUCAACUUAAUGUUGCAAAGUGAAUUUAUUACUAACAGAAUAAUGAGGAUAAUGAGAAGUAAAAUAAGCCCUUAAACACAUUUUUCCCCACAGCACCUCCCUCCUUCCCACCAACAGCGCAGGGAGACAGGGUGUGGGGGUUUUGGUCAGUUCACCACCGAGAUUUUCCUCCGCUGCUCUGGGAGAGGAGUCCUUCCCCUGUGGGGGCCCUCCCAUGGGAGAUAGUUCUCUGUGAACUUCUCUGGCAUGGGUCCACUCUCACAAGCAGCAGUCCUACUGUACCUGCUGCAACAUGAAUUCCCCCCACGGUCACAUAGUCCUCCCAAAACUGCUGUGACAUGGGUCUCUCUUUGCACGGGGUGCAGUCCUCCAAGGACAGGCUGCUCUAGCCUGGAAGCAGGGGCCCCCUCUCUCCACUGGGUCUUCCACUGGAUCACGGACUCCUCCAGGCAUCCACUCGCUCCAGCAUGAGCACGUCCCCCACAGGCUGUGGGUGGAUCUCUGCAUCCCCCAUGGGCCCAUGGGCUUCAGGGGGGCAGCCUGCUUUACUAUGGUCUUCACCACAGCCUGCAGAGGAAUCUCGGCUCUGGCACCUGGAGCACCUCCUCCUCCUUCUUCACUGACCUUGGUGUUGCUAUGUUAUUUUCCCUCACAUAUUCUCACGUCGUCCUCUUCUCUGACUAGAAGAAAAACUGUGUGACUUUGUUUUGAUUUUCUUCUUAAAUAUGUCAUCACAGAGGCAUUACCAACCUCCCUAAUUGUCCCGGUUUUGGCCAGCAGCGUGUCCAUCUUUAGAGCCAUCAGGGAUUGGCUCUGCUGGACAUGGUAAAAGCUUCCAGCAGCUUCUCACAGGACCCAUCUCUCUGUGGCCCCCCUGCUAGCAAAAACCAGGCUGUGCAAAACCAAUACAGUAUAUCUAUUUUAAAAAUUGACACCAUUACAUAUUUCUUAAAACAGUGUGUGAAAAUAAUGUUGUAGCUUACCCCUCACCAGAAGCUUAGGCACCACACAGCUACUUGCUCAGAUACUACCCCACUCCCACCCCCACCAAAAAAGAAGGCAUGGAGAAAAUAGGAAGAACAAAAGCAAGAGAACUCAGGGUUUGAGAAAGAUGAAGAAAAGAAAACCAGAACAAGUGAUGCAAAGGUAAUUACUCAUCACCUUCCAGAAGUAGACUGAUGUUCAGCUGGUCUCUGAACAACAGCUACCUCUCUCUCUCCCCGCCCAAAAAAAGGAAACCCUCACCCUUUCCCUCAAAUUCUAUUGCUGAACAUGAUAUUUAUGGAAUGGGAUGGAAUGGAAUGGAAUGGAAUGGAAUGGAAUGGAAUGGAAUGGAAUGGAAUGGAAUGGAAUAUCCCUUUGGCCAGUUCAGGUCAACUGUCCCAUCUGUGUCUGUUAGGGAAAUUGGCCUCAUCUCACACUCAAUCAAGGAGUUACAUUCAUACCACCUGAGACUUCAACCACUAGGACUUUGCAGUCCAUUCAUGAUGAAUGGCUCCACUGAACCAAUGGGUACCCUGUGUUGACUCCAGAUACACACACACUCACACGGACAUUUUCCCUUUUGGUUUUACCCUAGAUUUCCCCAAGCAGAGUGUCAGGCAGAAUCUAGCAAAUUAGGUUAUUUGGUACAGUGAUGAGAUACAGCUUGAGCUGGGUGCCUCAGGAGAGGGACCUUGAACAAAGAAAUCCUUGGGCAAUUAUACCCUUACAACCCAUGUUUCCCACCCCUUACGUGACAGUUUGGUCCAAUAGUAAUAUUAUGGUAUGGGGUCAUCUUGUUCUUCAUUGGGUCUCUUCAUUGUCUCUAAGUGAACCCAUUUCUUCUCUAAGGCUGCAUCUUAUGCUGACAGGGGUAAUUGCCUUCCUCGCUUCCUUGUCUUCUGGCUCAAACUGGCUCUGGGGCCUCCUUUUACUUAAGUAGGUAAAAGUUCAGUGUAUCUUGGCGUAAAUUCACAGCUCACAGCCUGAGGCUUCAUCACAUCUAGUUACUAAUGCUAAAUAAGUUACACUAAGCUACUAGUUUUCUUUAUUUCUUUACAGUGUCCCCUCCAAAUUUGUUACUCACUCCCUGGCCUAUUCCCCAGUGGGAGGUAGCAGCCAAGAGGGUGUGGAGCCUAGAGCUGUGUGGCUGUGUCUAGGUUGUUAUUGUAUACAAAUUCACAUAAUUGUUGUGGGGUGGAAGUAAGGGACUCACUUCUGGGAAGGGGGGGGGGUGGCUUUGGGUGGAAGAAAAAGGUGCCACAUGAGGGGGUAGUUUCCAUAUUGUUCCUUUUUCCAGCAGAGCAAGUGGCGAAUGGAGCAGUGGCAUGGCUCUGGUUGCAGUCAUGUCGUGUUGGGUCAGACUCAGUAAGCAUUUUUGCAUGUAAUCACCCUUUCAUACACUGUUGUUAUUAGUAUUGUAGCUGUUACUGUUUCUUUUCUUAUCUCAUUGCUGUUUCCAGUAAAUUGUUCUUAUCUCAACUUGGAAUCUCUAUUUUAUCUCUCUCAAAGGAGUGAGGGGAGGAGAGGGCCUGUGUGGGGCUUAAUUUCCAUCUAUGCUUAAACCAUGACAAUGAGGUAGAAGAGGCAAGAGUGAAGCUGUGCCUGGAAAGAAGGGGGAGGGUGGGGGAAAGGUGGUUUUAUUUUUGGGCUUUAUUUCUUUUUUUUUACUGGUAAUAAUUAAAGUCAUAUUUCCCAAGUCGAGUCUGUUUUGCUCAUGAUGGUAAUUGGUGAGUGACCUUCCUGUCCUUAUCUCAACCCAUGAGCUUUUUUAUCUUUUCUUCCCCUGUCCUGCUGAGGAGAGGGGAGUAAGUGAGGUGUUUGGUAGGCACCUAGCAGCCAGACAAGAUCAACCCACUGCAGUUCUUACUUGUGGGUCAACCCUUGUGGCAGCAGCUCUCUGGCCACAGAGAGAAACACAACUUUCCCAGGCAUCAUCCUGGGAAAGGCUGUGAGAAGAUCAGAGAAAAGAAUGCGAAACAAUUCUUAUCUUAACUUGCUGCACCUGGUAUUGUGAACAUGUGGAAUGUGUUAUGGAGAUUUGUUUACCAAAGGGUGGUUUCUUAAUUAGUCGAUGGUGAUGGUGUUUGGACUGGAGGAGCAAUUAGGUCCACCUGUAUCAUAACUGUCUAUAAAAGAGCAAUGGGUUUCUUAAUAAAGAAUUAUUGAUCAGCCUUCUGUGAAUCAUGGAGUCCAUGCUAAUUAUUACCCAGCCGGGGACCCACUUGCAAUAACAAACCCCGGUAAGCAGCUGUCUUGGGCGUGGAUUUUAUCCCAUAUCCAUUUUUUGUUUGUUUGUCUUUUGUGUCCUGAAUUGGUCAUUUCUCCCCGGCCCUACCUGGCUCCAGGAGUAUCGUGAUGGGUGAGAGCCAGCUCGGGAUCCUGUGAGGGUUGUGGGGAUGAAAGGCUGUGGUUUCCUUCCGGUGGGAUGAUCAGCUCAGCAGCCACGCAGCGUGGUGCCUUUUGACUGGAGAUACUGUUGCCUUGUGGGUUUUGCCUGUUUUUUUUUCUUUUCCUUUGGCACUGUGACUGGGCUUGCUGGCUUGCUUGGGAGCUCAAAGCCAGUGCGUGCUGCGCCGGGAGCCCGCUGUCCCGUGCCAGGGUCAUAACCUCUGUGUGGCCCUACCCUGGGAUCAGCCAUUGCCGGUAAGCUAUCCAUGGGAGUGAUUCCCUGCCCAGCCCCCCUGUUUUCUGCCACUAAUUAGGGCUUCUUGCUACACUUUAACUUGAUACCACACAUCCACCCAACCCCCACGGCUCCUGCUAUGGCUGCUGAAUUUCUGCUACAUUUUGUUUGCCACCUCAAGGUGUGCUCGCUUUGAUAGUAUAGGGAUAAAAUGUUUCUAAAAGCAUGGAAUAUUCAGGGGAGUUACAAAGGAAGGAUAGGCCUGGUAGGCCCUGGGAAAAUGUUAGGGUAGGCCAUGGGAAAACAUUAGGCUGCACCUGUAUAAUCAUUUAAUGACUAUGAUAAAUGGGAUUAUUGUUAAAUGGGAUGAUUCUUUGGUAAUUGGUUAUAAUUAUUGUUUAAUUGUAACAAGAAUCAUGAGAAAUGAUGGGUGGGGGUUUGAUGGAAAUUACAAAAAUCCAUGCUUGGAUGAAAUCAAUGUAUACAAUAGAACAAUAUAAGUUUAAUAAUUAAUAUGUAGUUAUAUAACGAUAAGGGUAUAAAAACACGUUCAUCCAAACCCAUGUCAGUCAGAUUUGGGUCUGUACCCCUGACACCCAGAGCUCUUCAAUAAAAGCACCUGCAUAUAAUCAUUCUGUGAUUAUGUGUUUCUGAAUGCUAACAUUUUUGGUGACCCCAGAUGGGACCCUGUGAGUGCUGCUGAGGACCCCGCGACCCGAUCACGCUCCAGCCAGUAACGAGAGAUUCUCGGGGAGCCCAUCGGCACCAUGACCCCCCGCCACUCACAACAUCCCCUGGAGAGAAAGUAGGCAACUGUUUGCCCUUGAAUGGGAAAAUCCAAGAAAUGGAAAGAAAACCCAGCUCACCUCGACAUGGCUUCCAUAAGGAUACAUGAACAGUCCGACCCUAUUCGGAAACCAGCUGGCAAAGGAGCUGGAGAUUUGGACUGAGAAUGGGCAAGUACUGAGAGACCUGUUGUUGGAGUAUGUCGAUGAUAUACUGAUAGCUACAGAAGAAAAAGAAACCUGCAUAAAGGUAAUGACUGAGAUUUUAAAUUCAUUUGGAAUGGGAGGUUAUAAAGUAUCCAGAGAAAAGGCAAAAAUUGCCUGACAGAUUGUCGUCUACCUGGGAUGUGAACUUUCACAAGGGCAGUGAAAACUAGGUACUAACCAUAUCCAAGCUAUUUGCAUUAUUCCAGAGCCCCGGAAUCUACACGAGCUGCAAGUCUUCCUUGGGAUGGCAGGGUGGUGUUGCCUGUGGAUCAUGGACUACGGACUAAUUGCAAAACCCCUGUACAAAGCCCAGAAGACGCAGCCAUUCACCUGGGGCAAACCACAGAAAGAAACCUUCCUAAAAUUAAAAGACGCACUGACAGCUGCUCCAUCAUUAGGGUUACCUCAUCUGCCUAUGAUUUUCAGCUGUUUGUACAUGAAAGGCUGUGCCUAGCACUGGGAGUCCUGACCCAACCUUUGGGAAGCUGGAAAAGGCCGGUGGGCUAUUUUUCCAAACAACUAGACAACGUAAGUGCUGGAUGGCCUUCAUGUCUGCAGGCAGUCGCAGCCACUGUGAUGCUGAUAGAAGAAGCCAGGAAGCUCACUAUGGGAAGGAACAUAGAUGUCUAUGUACUGCACAUGGUAACCACUGUUUUAGAGCAAAAAGGAGGCCAUUGACUAUCUCCAAGCAGGAUGAUAAAAUUCCAGGUAAUCCUGACCGAGCAGAAUGAUGUCACAUUAAAGACAACUAUCCUUUUGAAUCCAGCUUUGUUUCUAGGUACCACAACUGAAGAAGGCCCAUUAGAGCAUGACUGUGUAGAAGUAAUAGAGUACACCUAUUCAGCGAGGGAAGACCUGAAAGACGUCCCGCUAGAGCAGCCAGAGCAGGAACUAUUCACAGACGGGAGCAGCUUCGUGGAGAACGGAACCAGAUACGCUGAAUAUGCGGUAACAACAAUCAGUACAGUAGUGGAGGCAAAAGCAUUACCACCAAAUACAUCUGCCCAGAGGGCAGACAUGGUUGCCUUAACCAGAGCACUAGAAUUGAGUGAAGGGAAAAGGGUAAACAUAUGGACUGACUCAAAAUAUGCUUUUGGAGUGGUGCAUGUACACGGAGCACUGUGGAAAGAAAGAGGGCUAGUGUCUUCUCAAGGUACACAAAUUAAACAUCAAGAUGCAGUCCUGCAAUUGAUAGAAGCAGUACAAAAACCUGAACAAGUGGCAAUAUUUCACUGUAAAGCACACCAAUCAGGAAGCUCCGAAAUCUGUGAGGGAAAUCGAAAGGCAGACUGGACAUCCCGACAGGUUGCUCAAGAAGUGCAAACAACAAUGGCAUUGAUACCUUUAAAGCUUAAUGUAUCUCAAUUCAAUUUGCCUCCAAAACCGAAAUAUUCAGUAGAAGAUGAGAGAUUAGGAUGUUCGCUAAAUGCACAAAAGAAUUCAGAAGGGUGGUAUGUAACUACACAAGGGCAAAUAGUAGUACCCCCCCUUGAUAAUGAGAGAAGUUCUACAAAUUAAACAUAACAAAUGUCGUUGGGGUGCAGAGGCGUUGGUGAAAUUGCUAAAGCGACAUUUAAUCUUGGUACGGAUGUUAAAAAUGGCAAAAUCAGUAAUGUCAAAAUGUGAGAUCUUCUUGAAAAACAACCCAGUGGCUAGACCACAGGCACAGCUAGGAAGGAUUUGGGUAAGAAUAUAACCAGGAGACGAUUGGCAGGUAGACUUUGUAGAAUUGCCAAGAACUCGAGGAUACAAAUAUCUGUUAGUGGGGGUUGACACAUUUUCUGGAUGGCCAGAAGCCCUUCCCUGUCGCACAAACCAAGCAAAAGAAACAGUUAAGUAGUUACUACAAGAGAUUAUUCCCAGGUUUGGGAUGCCUCUAGGGAUAUCAUCAGAUAGGGGGCCCUAUUUUAUAGCUACAGUAGUAAGAGAAGUAAGUAGAUUGAUGGGAAUAACUUGGGACCUCCACACACCAUGGAGACCCCAGUCAAGUGGACAGGUAGAGAGGAUGAAUCAGACGCUAAAUAGGCAAAUUGGUAAAAUAUGCCAAGAACCCAAACUACAGUGGCCACAGGCUUUGCCAAUACCCCUGUUGAGGAUUCGGAUAAAACCUAAGACUGGAAUGACAGUAAGCCCUUAUGAGAUAUUGUAUGGGAAAACAUAUGAAUCUCCUGAAUCUAACCCAAAUGUACAUGUCACGGGAAAGCAGGAAGUAUAUAAUUAUGUUCUGUCUCUCAGAAAAACUUUAGUUCGGCUUCAGAGCGCCCUCGUGUGGAAUAGGCCACUGACUCUCAAGAAUCCAGUUCACAACAUAUACCCAGGAGAUGAAGAACCAUUAAAAGAGAGGUGGAGUGGACCCUAUCAGGUACUGUUGACCACUUCUACAGCAGUCGAAGUGGCUGGAGUGGAUCCCUGGAUCCACCAGUAAAGAUACACCCAAGUAAAGAAAGUCUGUCCUGGACAGUGGACUGCACAAACUGUAGGACCAACAAAGCUGCAGAUAAGACGUGUUUAACUGUUUCAAAUGUUAUCAGUAGUUGUGCCAAUGCUCACUUUAUAGUUAUUAAUGUCUUUGGGGUGUGGAAUGCAAAAAGAUCAACUAACCACUCUUCAUUCUAGAAUGAAGAGGGAGGUGCAGGCAGAAACACAGUUGAUAAAGGUUUCCAAUGCAAUUCGGGCUGAGAAUGUAAUGAUUGGAUUAGUCAAAGACUUUGCCAAAAUGCAAAACACCAGCAGAAUAACUGCCUGUCUGCCAAUACUGAAGGCAGCGGGAGACCCAAUAAGUUGGGGAAUCAUAACGUCAAAAUUACCUGAAAUACAAAAGAACAAAACAAUUGCAUGUAAACAGGUACCCGAGUCGAGGCAAGUAGUCAGAGAAACCUGGAAAGUAACAGGGGAGUGGAUGAGACCUCUGAGGAAACGGGACUGUAUUUUAAGUCAUGGCAAGGUAGGACAAAUCAUAGAGUGGUGGGUUAAAGAUCAAAACAUUGCAAAUUGGGAAUGCUUCUUGCCACACUAUAAAAAGAUUAGAGAAAAUAUCACAGAGACCACUCUGGUGUGGAAGUGCGAGGAAAAAGAUUGGAAAGGUCAAAUGGAGCUCUGGGACAGUGCGUGGUCCAUGAGUAUACUUCAUAAAUUCCAAUACAUGGCAAACACCCCUUGGUGCAUUAAAUGGGAAGGCUCUGAUGAAUGAAACAGAUCCAGCAGUAGCAAACACUGCCACUGGUAGUAGAAUGAGGGCAGACAAAGUAAGUUUGUGGGAAUGUAAUAAAACUUAUGAUUGCACUUCUGAUGACAUAGAGAUAAAACAAAUGCCACCACUGGCAGUAGUUUUACAAAUUGGUUGUGCCUGUAGAGGGAUCAAACACAAACAAGGUAAAAUAAAUUAUAAGAAAAUAGUGGGAUGUAGUAAAAGUACAAUCCGAAGUCCAGGACAAUGUGUAUGGGCAACAAGUGAUGGUACCUGGACAACACAUCUGCCUGUAGACGAGAAAGUAAAAUAAAUUACUUUGGGCCUCCCUACUUUAUGUCCAAUUUGGAAAAAGUCCCCAUUUAAUGGAAAACAUGAGCUUCUGCAGAUAAGAACAAGACAAGAAGUUCGAAAUAAUGAAAAUCAAGAUGAAACUUGGCAAGAACCCUCUAGGGGAGUGAAAUUUGUGUGGGCCCUAGAGUCUUUGUUCGGUCCUAUAGCAAGCUACCAGAAUAGAGAAAUAUUGUACAAACUUACAGGUCAAGUAGAUAGACUGGCAAGACUCACCUGGGAAGGAUUUAAAGACCUAAACAUGCAAUUACAAGCCACCACAAAAAUGACUUUACAAAAUCGGUUUGCCUUAGAUUUGUUGCUCCUGAAAGAGCAUGGAGUGUGUGGAUUUUUAAAGGGACGGGUUGAUCAUUGCUGCACCCACAUCCCAAAUGUAACUGCAGAUGUAGAAUAUGACAUCAAUCAGUUGAAACAAAUAGAGUGUGAGGCACAAGAAGAACAAAAGGACUUGACUACGACCUAGUUAGACAAAAUCUUCAAAGGGUUAGGAUGGAAUGUGAGUUCAUGGAUUAAGUCUAUCAUUGGGAGUUUGAUAAUCUUACUAAUCAUGUUCUUAGUAAUUUGGUUAGUUUACAGCAUUCUAAAAUGAGAAAUACAAAAAAGACGUCCAUGGAACCAAAAGAUAAUGAAGGCAUUGACAUGGGACAAGAAUUUGCACCCAUCAUCUUCAGGUUCUCCAGUGCGUGACAGCAUCCAUGAUAACGUUUAUAACAACCAUGGAUUUGAAGAUGAACAUCAAGUAUAAACUCAGAAGCCAAAGGACUGUAUCAAGUGAAAGCAUUUACACUUAUUAUAGUGAAGCGAAAAUACUUUCAAAGGGGGGAAAUGAUAGUAUAGGGAUAAAAUGUUUCUAAAAGCAUGGAAUAUUCAGGCGACUUAGAAAGGAAGGAUAGGCCUGGUAGGCCCUGGGAAAAUGUUAGGCUGCACCUGUAUAAUCAUUUAAUGACUAUGAUAAAUUAUAUGAUUGUUAAAUGGGAUGAUUGGUAAUUGGAUAUAAUUAUUGUUUAAUCGUAACAAGAAUCAUGAGAAACAAUGGGUGGGGGUUUGAUGGAAAUUACAAAAAUCCAUGCUUGGAUGAAAUCAAUGUAUACAAUAGAACAAUAUAAGUUUAAUAAUUAAUAUGUAGUUAUAUAACGAUAAGGGUAUAAAAACAUGUUCAUCCUGAACCCAUGUCGGAGUAAGAUUUGGGUCUGUACCCCCUGACACCCAGAGCUCUUCAAUAAAAGCACCUGCAUAUAAUGAUUCUGUGAUUAUGUGUUUCUGAACAGUAACAGCUUCAAGCUGGCUGCUCCAAGGUUCCUGCUAAACGCCAUUUUUCCAUGUGGAGGGGGACCAGGACUGGCUGCCCCGGUGAGUUUGGAAGGGAAGCCCAUUUUCUUUCUCUUCCGCUGGCUCGCCUGCCAUUACCUACAUGGAGAGAGGUUGCUGAGCUCACGCCAUGGAGCCCCCUGAAGGUAUAGGGGAAUCAUCGCACCUGCCCUACCUGGCUGGGAGCCAAGAGCACCUCUGCCAGCUGUAACCAUAACUACACCAAAGGGGAAAGAGCUUGAUAGAAGAGAGAAGGCAGUUACUGGAUUUCUGGGUUUUUUUGUUGCUGCCAUUGUUGUUGUUUGUUUUGUGUCCUAGACUGCAAGGCAAUGUGUAUUCUAUUUGCCAUCUGUUAGAGGUGUGGCAGUUAUCGUCUGUUAAUUGGGCAGUUUUCUUUAUCUCUUCCACAAACCAAUUCUCCCUCCAGGGAGACAUCUGCUGUUAAUAGGCUAUUGAAUGUCACUACAUGACUGAUAAAAAUUACAGCAUCCCAUUGUGAGAUGCUCCACCCAGAGGGAAGAACCAAGCAUUCUGAACUAGAUAUAAUCUGAGAUUUUUAGAACACCAGCACAGCCUUUCCACUGGAUUCCCAGAGAAGCAGCUACCUCUUCAACUAGAUCUUCAGAAGGCUACACCCUUCUACAAGAUCAUUGCUUCAACAAAACCACAUCUGCCACUCCAAGAGGACUACAGCCACCAUUUCAAUUAGACUGCUACCAACACCCUGACCCACACGGUGUCAGAUCGUAUUCUGACUCUGUCAGUGUUUGUAGCAGGCUCAGGGCCUGCGAAGCCUUGGCGGUCAGAGGCCUAAAAGCUAGGAAAUGCCAAGUCAGCAUGACUGGACCCGAGCAGCCUCUCUCUUCCUCCUUCAAACCCUGCUUAUCUCCCUGUAAGCCCAUAGGUCACUUUCCCCUGACCCUUACUAUUGGACAGUUUUCAAAACCCCUGUAGGGUAUAAAAACCCCUGAUUCUGCCCGGUUCGGCAGAAGAGCUGUCACUGGGAACCUUUGCGGAACACCCGAAUAAAAGAACCCUACGGAACCUCAUACAGCGCUUCUCCUCUCUCUCCCUAUGUUGGCUGUCGCGGCACCUAGCAAGCUAAAGAGCUGAUAAUCACUGAGAGCUGAUAAUCACUGAGAGCUGAAAAUCGCUAUAGCUUGCCUAGGUUGCCUGAGCUCCCACUGAGCUAUCCCGGCUUCCGGCACUCCCUUCUGGGCAUCUGCCCGCUGGGUAGCGACCGGCAAUAACUGGCACCCGAACCGCCGCAAUAUCCUGGCCGCGGAACUGAAUGCCAGACCUGGCAUUUCAAGAGGAGCAGCAUUUCUUCUUGAAAUUGUCACUGCCUUCACUCGCCAGAAAACCUGGAAUGAGAAGCCUCCGUUUCAGCAGGACUCUUCAGAAAGGCAGUCAGCCGACCCUCACCGCUGAAAUCCGAGCAUGAAGUGCCCACAUCUGGCUGAAGAAGUGUAAGUUUUAAAACAGCCUUUCUUGCGCGCAAAAACUUUUUCCUUGGGUCCUUUUUUUUUGUUUUUUUCUCUUUUUUUUCUCUUUUUUCUGCUUGCAGGGAACGGGAACAUGGGAUCAAAGCUUAGUACAUUAAAACGAUCCCAGAACGAGAGAGAUUUAUAUUUACUAAUCCUAGAAAUCCUAUCUUCUAACAACUUUUCUUUUUCUAAAGGUAACCUUUCAAAAAUAACCUGAAAAAAUUUAUAAAGUGGAUUCUCUGCCACUUUCCAGAUACUAAUACGGAGACUAUUACCUUAGACUCCUUUUGGGAUACAUUUGGGACCACGAUAUAUAAGUUUCAAACUAACCAAGAUUUUUCUGUAACCCGGUUUUUACCUAUAUUUCACAUUAUAACUAAAGCCGUAGAAAAAAACUAACAAAAAGACUGUAACGUCAGGGCAAACUCCUGUUGAACAAAGCGCAAAAUUCUUAUCUGCCGUAACAGAAGUCUCUCUUUCAAAUGCUUAUCACGCUGAUAACAUUCCAUCUACCCUGGAAUCCAGUACUCCUCUGGGUCCUAGCGUCCCGCCCUCCGCGCCGCUCCCCCUCAAACCCACCGUGCCCAUGGCCCCUGCCUACCCCCUCCUCUCCUCCCACUCAGGAGCUACAUCCUGCACACGACCUUGCUCUGCGUUAUCUCCGAGAGCAACUGUGCCAGUUUCCGUCCUUCCUGCUACUCCCACCAUCCCUGCCGCGGCCCCCCCCAUUCCCUCUGCCGUCCCUCCUGCCCCUGCCGGGGCCCAUCCCUCUCCCGCCACCCCCGCCCUUGCUUCCCCAGUCCCACCCACCAUCCCUGCAGCCCCCCCCACCCUCGUGUCUUUCCCUGCCCCCGGUAUCGUCCCUGCAGCAGCAGGGGAUGUGCGCGUGACACCUUCUUCCAGCCCCGCCGCCUCCUCUCUGCCGCUUCUCCCUGGCCCCCACCCCCAGGCUUUGCAGCCACACACCCACCCUCAGGGACCCCUGGUCAGGACCUCCCAGACUUCCCUCGGUACUACCCCACCUCCCAACGCGCCCCAGUCCUGUGCCUGCUGCCUCACGCAUUGCACAGCUACUCCAGCCCUGCUGCCUCCCUCUAGCCACGUUCUGCCAUGUGCUGCCUUACACUCUGUCCAGCCACAUGCACCUCUGCCAAAUGUUGCUCCAACACGCCAUAAAAAGCAUAAGGCACUACCUGCUAGUUCUCACUUCUCGUCUGAUGACAGCAGUGACAGCGAUUCUGAUUCGGAUAUAGAAUAUAUUGAUCCAUGGGCAAAAAUAAAAAUGGAAGCGACACAGGCAGGGGACUGGCAAUUGGCUCAGAGAAUUACUGCCUUUCCAGUAGAUUAUAAAAAGAGAAAAAGAGGGGGCGCUACUACUAGAAAGACAUGGGAACCUAUUACAAAUAAAGAACUUGUGCAAUUAAGAAAUACUGCCAAAGAACAUGGUAGAAAUUCACAUAUUUUUAGAAAUUUCCUAGAGGCUACGUUCUCAGCACAUGUUCUGGUACCCCACGAUAUUAAAAAUAUUGCCCAGUGCCUCCUUUCUCCUGCCGAGUACAUGCUUUGGGAAAGGCAUUGGAAAAAGCAAUUAAAAACAUUAUCAGACACUUAUGCUGCAGAUGCUGAUAAAUCAAACUUUACAGUUGAACAGCUGGCUGGUGAAGGGGAUUUGCAGAAACCCUCUGACCAAGCUGAUACCUUACGUAAGGCAACACUACAAGAUGUGGCUAUAGCAGCAAAAACCUCCUUACUCCUUACCCCUGAUGACUCUACUUCUACACAAUACUUUUCUACUAUUAAACAAGGAAUAGAUUAAAGUUUUAUCAAAUUUGUGGAUAGAAUUAAGGAUGCUCUGGAAAAACAGAUAGAGAGCACAAAGGCAAGAAAAGAACUGUUAUGUAAACUUGCCAUGAGUAAUUCGAAUGAAAAAUGUAAAACAAUUCUGAGAGCCUUACCCUUAGACACAGAACCUACCAUAGAGCAAAUGCUGGAAAGCUGCACACGCCACUUGUCCACUGAAGACACAGUGGCCCAAGCAGUUACUAAGGGUAUUGCAGAAGGAGUAUCUGAUGCAUAUGCAGUAGUAGCUUCUAAAGACCAGGUCCGCUGCUACCACUGCAGAGACUUUGGACAUUUUAUAAAGGACUGUCCAGAGAGGUCACCUCCCAGGUACCCUUGCAAUUUCCACCAAAGGCCCCAGAAUCAGCAGUACUAUCAGCAGCGUCCAGGAAACUUCCAUCGGAGCGUGGUGGGGCCCCACGCAAAGACACCAAAUCAAAGGCCAUCCAGACCCAGUCACACACCAUCCCAGGAGAUUCCAGACCACAUGAGGAGGACCCAACACACGAAGCGAUACCGAGGGGAACCCGUCGCAAGCUGGUAACUGCACUGUCCAUUGACUUUAAAAAUGAGAAUGUUUAUUGUGUUCCCACAGGCAAACAUGGGCCAAAAGGUGGUCCUUCUAACAUCCUAAUUAUAGGUGAUACUCUCCAUAGCCCAAAGGAAAUAUUUGUUGUUCCAGAAGUACAAACAGUGCACCCGGGACAAGAAAUCUUUGUCCAGGUGUACUGCACAGACUUACCAUAUUUUCUUCCAAAGGGUACUCCAUUCGCACAAGCCUUUCUACUCCCUAAGAAUCACAGGGAACAGCUUCCUCUCAACCCCACAGCAAUGUGGACACAAGUUGUGGGACCAAGUAAGCCUGUCAUCGAGUGCGGUCUUACCUGCAGGGGAGAGAAGAUCCACCUACCAGGGAUGCUGGACACCGGUGCAGACGUGACCAUCAUCGCCCGCUCAGAAUGGCCAGCACAAUGGGAACUACAGCCUGUGGCAGGCAUGAUUACAGGGAUCGGUGGAGCUACAGUUUCCAUGUGGAGCAAGAACAACAUCCUCGUCGAAGGGCCUGAAGGCAAGUUGGCAACCAUCUGCCCAUUUAUGGUAAGGGCCCCCAUCACCUUGUAUGGACGGGACAUUUUAUGUCAGUGGGGUGCUUCCCUAUGUAUUCCCAGUCCGGAUUUCUAAUUGGGGCCACAGAGGAGUGCGCACUGCCAGACACUCCUCGUCUCACCUGGAAAUGCCAUAACCCGAUCUGGAUCGAGCAGUGGCCCCUCUCUAAAGUCAAACUGCGCGCACUACGUGCCCUUGUGGAUGAACAGCUCGCCAAAGGCCAAAUUGCUGAGACCACCAGCCCUUGGAAUUCUCUAGUCUUCGUACUGCAAAAGCCUGGAACGGACAGGUGGAGGCUCCUCCACGAUCUUCGCAAAAUCAACGAGGUCAUCGAGGACAUGGGUGCCCUCCAGCCUGGCCUGCCUUCAUCAUCGAUGCUGCCUAGAGACUGGACACUUGCUGUCAUUGAUAUUAAACUGUUUCUUCAGCAUCCCGCUGCAUCCCCAGGACGCUCCACGGUUUGCUUUCUCCGUUCCCUCUCUUAACAGAGAGGCUCCACUCAAAAGAUAUCAUUGGCUUUUUCUUCCCCAAGGUCUCAAGUGCAGUCCCAGUAUAUGCCAGUGGUAUGUUGCUCACAUCCUGUCUCCUGUUCAGAACCUAUUCCCAGAUGCAAUCAUCCAUCAUUAUAUGGAUGAUAUCCUGGUCUGUGCACCAGAAAAAGCUUACUUGGACAAAGCAGUUAAAAAGACUAUUGAAACCAUAGAAAAGGCAGGAUUCGAGAUCCAUGAGGACAAAAUACAGUACACCAAUCCAUGGACUUACCUUGGACUCCAGAUCCGGGAAAGAACCAUCAUACCCCAGCAGCUCGCCAUCCGAGAUGACCCAAAAACCCUGAGAGACUUAGACAGUCUGUGCGGAUCCAUCAACUGGGUACGUCCACUGCUAGGAAUUACAACAGAGGACCUCACUCCCCUGUUCAAGCUUCUUUGGGGCAAGGAGGAUCUGGACUUUCCAUGCACUCUUAGACCAGAAGCCCGAGAUGCCAUCACCAAGGUCCAAGAAGCCCUGUCUUCACGCAAAGCCCAUCACUUCGAGCCCAGCCUGCCUUUCCAGUUCGUCAUUCUGGGAAAAGUACCUCAGUUCUAUGGACUGAUUUUCCAAUGGGACACUCAACUUCGAGACCCUUUACUAAUACUGGAAUGGAUCUUUACACAUAACCAACCCACAAAGACAAUUACCACCUUCCAAGAAAUUAUGGCGCAUUUAAUAAAAAAGGCUAGAACUCGCCUCCGCUCCCUUGCAGGGUGUGAGUUCACAUGCAUAUAUUUGCCAAUGACCACUGGGGACCUGGAACAUUUGCUCCAGACCAAUGAAAGUCUCCAGUAUGCCUUAGAUAGCUAUACAGGCCAAAUUUCAGUACAUAUAUAUCCCAAAACAUAAGCUUUUUAAUCGUGAUGUAACCUUUCAUCUGACCCCAAAAUUAGUCCAAAGUAGGACACCUCUCAAAGCUCUAACCAUCUUUACAGAUGGCUCAGGGUCAUCCCACAAGUCGGUAAUGACAUGGAGAGACCCUAAGACCCAAAACUGGGAAUCUGACAUAGAAAUAGUGGAGGGAUCUCCACAGGUUGCAGAGUUAGCAGCUGUUGUCAUAGACUUUGAGAAAUUCAAAGAAGAACCUUUUAAUCUGGUCACAGAUUCAGCUUAUGUUGCUGGCAUAGCUAUGAGAGCAGAACAUGCUCUUCUCAAAGAGGUUUCCAAUCCAAAGUUAUACCAAUUGAUUUCCACAUUAACACAAUUUCCCACCGAAAACAACCCUACCAUAUAAUGCGUGUGAGGUCACACACUGACCUCCCAGGUUUCAUUACAGAAGGGAACAGGAAAGCAGACACCUUAGCCAUGGCAAUAGAGACUGCUAAUGUCCCUAACAUCUUUGCCCAGGCAAAGUUGUCACAUGCAUUUUUUCAUCAAAAUGUGCCUGCCCUUAUCAGAAUGUUCAAGCUCUCGAAAGAUCAAGCAAAAGCUAUUGUUGUCACAUGCCCGAACUGUCAAAACUACCAGAUACCAUCUAUGGGGACGGGAGUCAAUCCCCGAGGUUUAAACAGCUGCCAGCUGUGGCAGACAGAUGUAACCCACUUUGCACCUUUUGGAAGGUCAAAGUACGUGCAUGUAUCGGUCGAUACGUUCUCAGGAGCAGUAUUUGCAUCAACACAUACAGGAGAAACUGCGCAGCACACCAUAAAACAUUUUCUCCUUGCCUUUGCUACCCUGGGAGUACCCAAGGAGAUCAAAACAGACAAUGGACCUGCCUAUACCUCUCGUAAGUUAAAAGAGUUCUUCAGUGAGUGGGGAAUAGAACACAAGACAGGUAUACCUGCAAACCCCACAGGACAAUCCAUCAUGGAAAGGACACAUCAAACUCUCAAAAGAGUCCUCAAUCAGCAACAGAGAGAAACAAAAAUCAUUUCUCCAGUUGAAAGACUUUGCAAGGCUCUCUAUGUCAUCAACUUCCUGAACUGUACAACCUCAGAGCCUGAUCCACCAAUACUUCGCCACUUUGCAAAUACCACCCAAGCAAAGCUCACGGAGAAACCACCUGUGCUAGUGAAGGACCCAGAAACACAUCAAAUUUCAGGACCUUUCCAACUGAUUACCUGGGGAAGAGGAUAUGCGUGUGUUCUACUACCAUCUGCUCCAAGAUGGUAACAAGGGAAAAACAUAAAACCAUACCUAGGCACUGCAAAUACCACUUCCACAAGCAGUGACAAGAAUCCUCCUGAGUCAAACACAAGACCUCCUCAAAACCAGACCAUUUCUGCCUGGAGACGAAGACGUCGCUGAACGUCCACAGGUGGAGGAGACGACCGUCCCAUCACACAACAGCAGACAAACCAGGAAGCUGAACAACAUUCUGCGGCAUCAAGCCCUAGGCCAGGCACAGCCUGAAAACAAAACUGUUCUCUGAAUUAGAUGUUAUUACCCUUUUUACCCUAAAAACCCUAUUAUCCCCCAAAUCAACCCUUACCAAAAGCCUCUAAAUUUUACCCACUCCCCCACCCUUAGCAUAUAGAAAAAAAAAAAACCAAUAAAAAAAUAAAAAUAAAUGGGGGGGUGGAAGGAACAGAGGAAAGGAACAAGAAAGGAA